Molecule: messenger RNA, 1251 nt
Organism: Syngnathus typhle (broad-nosed pipefish)
Lineage: Eukaryota; Metazoa; Chordata; Actinopteri; Syngnathiformes; Syngnathidae
Gene: lin37
Product: lin-37 DREAM MuvB core complex component
Exons: 9
Coding region: 361-1098 (245 amino acids)
Biological process (GO): negative regulation of transcription by RNA polymerase II
Cellular component (GO): Myb complex; transcription repressor complex
Source: RefSeq, a predicted model, not a curated record
AAACACCAAUCGGCAAAUAGGAAAAACAGAGCGCGGAAGAGGAAAGUCUGUUUGUAGGCUAAGCUAUAAUGCUAACCUUAUCUUCUAUUAUGGACGCUACACGUUCACAUUCUAAAUACGACUAGUAAUUUAAUUCACAACUGAACGUAAUUUACGGAAUCGGGGAGAGGUUUUUGCCUUAUUUGUUUCUGUGGUGAUAGCUAUUAGUUAUUAUUAGCAAACCACAGUUGUCGAUGGAGGCUAAUGUGAAGACUUGCUAACUGUUUGAAAACUAAAACAACAAAAACUCUCCUCGAUCUGAGAGACAAUUUCAUAAUCCCGUGUUCAAUAUUUAAAGGUCAGUGCUGCCACCAGCAUACAAUGCAUCACGUCAAGAUCAAAAUCGAAAGGCCAGAUGUGGAGGGGGCCGCAGCACGCAACAGACUGGAUUCUAUUUUAAAGGGUCUGGUGGAGAAGAGUGAAAAUGAAAGGGAGCAAAACGAAAGUGAGGCUGGGAAAAUGUCGGUUGACUCUAUGAACAAGGAUUUGUCACCAUUGUCUACUGGAAAGCGGCCAUCUGCAAGAUUUCCACAGCAUCGUCGCAAAAAGCGAAAAGAGUUGGAUGAAAGCAUAACAGAGAGCAAUACCCACAGACAAAAUGCUUACAUUAUUAAGUUGUUUGACCGAAGUGUGGAUCUGGCUCAGUUCAAUGCCAGCACUCCCCUCUAUCCUAUUUGUCGUGCAUGGAUGAGAAAUAACCCAUCCGUCCGAGAGCCCGGUGAAGGAUCUCCAAGAUCUCCACAAGUCAUGAUAGAGGAAGAGGUCACAGACAUGAUCAAUGGCAAAGAGCAAAUUGUAUACAGACUACCUCCUCCGACUGCAUCUCCCAUCAGCCCCUCUGGUGAACCAGUCAACCUCAGGAUCCCGCCAACUGAAAAGCCCACAGUCACCACCAAGUUAACAGAUUCUCUGCCUGCAUCAACUUCCUUCAUAGGUGACCACAUGGAGCGAUGGAAAAAGAUCAGACAGAAAUGGAAGGAAUGUUCAAACAAGAAUCAAUUGCGCUACAGCGAGAGCAUUAAAAUCCUGAAGGAAAUGAAAGACUUCUAUGAUCACUAACUGACAACUCAACAAGGACUGUUUGUUGGCUCAAAAAUUCAACACUGGCCCCUCUCCCAAGCUUUUGUUUUACCCAUACUAAUUUCUUUUUUUUUUUUAUGUCAAAAUCAAACAUUCAUGGCAAGAGUAAAGGAUAUAGGCUCACUACUCUAA